AUGUCGUCCAAGCCGUGGGGGGCCUUACCCAUCGUCCGGAUCAACACCAUAAUGAAGAGCUCCUCCGAUGCGGAGAAUAUCAGUCGGGAGUCGUCGUUAAUGAUGGCGAAAGCCGCCGAACUAUUUAUUAAAAUGUUGGCCCAGGAGGGCUUUAAAUUAUCAACAGGGAAAAAACUCGAUUAUAAACAUUUAGCUGAAGUUGUCAAUCGGGACGAGAAAUACGAAUUUUUGCAAGACAUCAUGCCGAAGAAAAUCACGUAUGCUGAGUACAAGAAAAUGCAAGAGGGCCAACUCAACGGCGAUGAAAAUCACCAAGAGACCUCCACCGACGAAUCUAGUAACAAUUCAAACAGUGAAUAA
Molecule: messenger RNA, 360 nt
Organism: Tribolium madens (black flour beetle)
Lineage: Eukaryota; Metazoa; Arthropoda; Insecta; Coleoptera; Tenebrionidae
Gene: Chrac-16
Product: chromatin accessibility complex protein 1
Exons: 1
Coding region: 1-360 (119 amino acids)
Cellular component (GO): CHRAC; nucleus
Molecular function (GO): protein heterodimerization activity
Source: RefSeq, a predicted model, not a curated record